This is a messenger RNA of Akanthomyces muscarius, 1485 nucleotides long. RefSeq lists its product as uncharacterized. Bases 1 to 1485 code for a protein of 494 amino acids. NCBI's taxonomy places the organism in Eukaryota, Fungi, Ascomycota, Sordariomycetes, Hypocreales, Cordycipitaceae. The record is from RefSeq and is a predicted model, not a curated record. Gene Ontology annotation, molecular function: signaling receptor activity. The transcript is spliced from 2 exons. Gene Ontology annotation, cellular component: membrane.
AUGCCGACCGUCACAGCCCUGACACCAACCUGCUCCGGCAGGCCGAGCAAGAGCGACGACGAUCUGGUAUCCGCGACGGCCUCGGGCGCCGACACCUCUGCCAACGACAAGCCGACUCUGAACCGCCGACGACACUCCUUCUUCCUCCCGCGGCGCAAGUCCAUCGUCGGCCAAAUCAUGGACACUGAGGAGAGCCUGCUGCUCAAGGUCGACCUCUUCCUCUCGGAGCUAGAGCGCCGUCUCGAGUUCAUCGAGCGCUAUGGCGACAUGAGCCGCGACUACAACUUUUCUCGAGCCUUUUCCACCCUCCAGGCCGUCCGCACCCGCUGCUCGCAAGCGUCUGAGGAGGUCAUUGGCGCCGGACGUCGCCGUCUGCACGUCAUGGUUGAGACGCUAGAAACUCGGUACCAGGAGACGCUGGCGGCGACCGAGUCUCUCCACGAAAAGGCAUGCGUCGGCAUCGAUUUGCUCGAAGGCAUGCUCUCCGAGUUUGAGGAGCGUGCGCACAAGCUGCGCGAGCAGAGCUUUGCCAAUGCCGCCACGGCUGCCGAGGCCUUCAUGGACGAAGGUUUCGAACGCGCCAAGCGUGCCGCUCUGUCACUAGAGGAGCAUAUUCAGCAGGCCGUUGCCUUGGCCAAGGAAAGACGACUAUUGGCGUACCAUGAGCUGCCCGUUCCGUGGCGCAACAACCCGCACAUCCACAAGGGCUACCGCUUCACCGAGACGAAGCUCGAGUGCGUCUGCUCCGUGUUUAACAUUUCCAACGAGUUCAUCAACAUUUGGUCCCAUGCGCUAGGCCUGGUCCUAGUGCUCGCCUGCGCUUUUUACUUUUACCCGACCAGCACCAACUUUUCGCUCAGCACCAAGAGCGACGUCUUUGUGGCAGCUGUCUUCUUCAUCAUGGCCUGUCUGACGCUCGUCUGCUCCGUCAUCUGGCACACGAUGAACUCGGUCGCCGACGUCAAUGCCAUUUCCAUCUUUGCCUGCGUCGACUACACCGGCAUCUCGCUGCUCAUUGCGGCGUCCAUCAUGACGACCGAGUACACGGCGUUUUACUGCGAUCCUAUCAGCCGCUGGACCUACAUGCUGCUGACGGCCUUUCUCGGCAUCGGCGGCGUCAUCAUGCCCUGGCACCCCCGGUUUAACAGACCGGACAUGUCCUGGGCGCGUGUCGUGUUCUUUGUCGGCCUGGCCCUGACGGGCUUCCUUCCCAUCCUGCAGCUGCUCUACACGCACGGCUCGGAAUUCGUCAUUGACUUUUACUCGCCCAUUCUCAAGUCAGUUCUCGUCUACCUGGGCGGCGCCGUCGUGUACGCGAGCAAGAUUCCUGAAUGCUGGUACCCCGGCAUGUUUGACUACAUUGGCGGCAGCCACAACCUUUGGCACGCUGCGGUACUCGGUGGUAUCAUCUUCCACUACACAGCCAUGCAGCAGUUCUUUGCCAAUGCAUUUGACCGCGCUGUGAGCGGCUGCCCUGUCUACUAG